CAAUGGCAGAAGCCAAGCAAGGAGGUGCAGGGAUCUUUGCCAAAAAUGUCCAGAAAAGACUUUCACGUGCACAAGAAAAGGUCCUUCAAAAAUUGGGAAGAACCAUAGAAACCAAGGAUGAGAUGUUUGAGCAAUGUGCUUAUGAGUUUAACAAGCAGCAGAAUGAAGGUAACAGAUUGUACAAAGAUUUAAGGACUGUUUUCAGUGCUGUAAAAGCAAUGCAUGAAAGCUCCAAGAGACUGGCAGAAACACUUCAAGUCAUUUACAGAGCAGACUGGGAUGGGUAUAAUGACCUCAAAGCAAUAGUAGAGAAUAAUGACCUUCUGUGGAGUGAUUAUGAAGAGAAGUUAUUUGACCAGGCUGUGCAUACCAUGGAGAAUUACCUGUCACAGUUCCCUGAAAUGAAGGAGAGGAUAGCAAAGAGAGGGAGAAAACUGGUGGAUUAUGACAGUGCAAGACACCACUUAGAAGCUCUACAAAACGCAAAGAAGAAAGAUGAGGCCAAAAUCACAAAGGCAGAAGAAGAAUUUAAUAAAUCUCAGAUGAUCUUUGAAGAUUUAAACAAAGAACUAAGGGAGGAGUUGCCAGUUUUAUAUAACAGUCGGGUUGGAUGCUAUGUGACCAUUUUCCAGAACAUAUCCAACUUAAGGGAUGUCUUCUAUCAGGAGAUGAGUAAGCUAAACCAUGACCUAUAUGACGUGAUGAGCAAACUGGAGAAGCAGCAUUCCACCAAAGUAUUUGUCAUUAAAGGGGUUAAAAGUAACAGAAAUUCUUUGAUGAUCUCAUCUCCUAUAAGUUCUACAAAUUACUUUUUCAUGGCUUCAGUAGACCCUGGAGUAAGUAUUUCCUCAACAGAAAAAGAGAAGAGCAAGAAUGGGUCCCAGUCUUCUAUGGCAAGUGACGCCCAGGAUUCCUCCACAGAUGGCAACUCCUGUGCUUCAACUGAGGAGGUGCAAACUGACCCGUCUCAAGAAUUCGCUAAAGAAGAAUGUGGCAAACAACCCAAAGAAUCUCCAAAUGAGAUUAUGGAAAGUACAACAAAGGAAGAUUCAUUGGAGUCAAUAGAACACGUGGAUUUAGAAAACACAAUUGAAAGCAAUUUGACAGAAAAUAGUUCAGAAAACAUAGCCCAGAAUAUGAGUGAAAAAUCUUCAAAGCAAAGUUUUGAGGUUGAAGAUGAUAAGAGGUCUGAAACCAUAAUACAGGGGAACAAUGCUAUUCCAACAAAAAAGGAAACAACGGACAAUGCAUUAAGAGAAUCAGAACACAGUACUGAGUUGAUCACAAGUGCACAAGCAUGCACAGAAGCAGGUAAUACAACCCAGCUGGACACUGUAGACACAAUAGAUAGAGAAUCUGUGGAAAGGAUCGCACGUGAUGUGACUCCAGAGAAUCCAGAGACAGAUAAAAAGGAGCACUCAUCAGAAGUUUGUACAGAGAGUACAACCAUCCAACAAAAAUCCGGCACGGUGAUGACAGAAAAUGUAGAGAAUUCAGCAGAAAAGACUCCCAUGGACAAUAUCCAAGGAUGCUCAGAGAACAUAACACAGAAUGAAUCAGAGGAUAAAAUGAAAGACUGUUCCACAAAAACAGCAGUGGCUGACACUGAAAGCAAAGAAUAUGAUGCACAGGAUUCUAUUUCUGGAGCACAGAACACCGAUAACAAAUGUUUAUCAGAAGAUAAAAGUACGUCUCAAGACAUUAUAUCUGACAUUGUGACGGAAAAGAGUAACGCAGGAAGACAGCUGGAUGUCUGUGAUGUAGAGAACAAAAGUUCUGAGACUGGAAAUGUUGGCACAUUAGCUGAAAGUUCACAACCUGAUUCAGGUGUAGAAGAACAAAUGAAGGCAAAUGAUGGCUCCAGUACCAGCACUAGAAUGUGA
Messenger RNA from Nanorana parkeri, 1883 nucleotides. RefSeq names its product bridging integrator 2 (gene BIN2). The coding region runs from base 3 to 1883 and encodes 626 amino acids. Gene Ontology annotation, biological process: phagocytosis, engulfment; podosome assembly; plasma membrane tubulation. Gene Ontology annotation, molecular function: phospholipid binding; protein binding. The transcript is spliced from 11 exons. Gene Ontology annotation, cellular component: plasma membrane; podosome; phagocytic cup. The record is from RefSeq and is a predicted model, not a curated record. NCBI's taxonomy places the organism in Eukaryota, Metazoa, Chordata, Amphibia, Anura, Dicroglossidae.